Meloidogyne enterolobii is the source of this 1660-nucleotide messenger RNA. Lineage: Eukaryota; Metazoa; Nematoda; Chromadorea; Rhabditida; Meloidogynidae. The record is from the annotation of a GenBank genome assembly.
GGAUUUUUAUUUUUAAUUUAUUACACAGGAUGAACGAGAGCAAAAGGAAAAAGGAAGAAUAAAAAAUGGAAACAGGUUUCUCACAGCGCUCAAGAUGAUUUUUGAGAUGCGAGAGCUUGAGGCGUAUAUUCCUUCCUUCAAUUAGCAAAUAACCGCUGCUAUUAAUAAGCCUACCGGAACAGCUAGCUAACAACAUCUGUCGCGCAGGAUCGAUGGUGACACCAAAUUGGAGAGAUUGUGGAAAAAAGAAAAACUUCUUGACCCACAGCCGCCAAUCGCCAAACACAAAAUCCACUCUCUUCGCCUCAUUUGACAGCCUUAGAGGUUCUUCAAGAGCCUUUUCGCGAUAUUUGUGACUUUGAUUUUUUGAAUAAAAGAUGUUAGGAAUAAAUGAAUUUGAAAUCUACCAGAAUAAUAAUACCAAAACUUUACAUUCGGAUUAUGUUUACAGGCAAGAAACUUCUUUUAAAUGUAUAAAAUUUCUAAUUUUUAGAUUCGCUCUUCCCUUCGAGAGAGUGCACGACAAGGUUGGGUGGACCAGCCUCUUCCAGAGGUAUUGGUAUCACUCAAUCACAGUUUCUCUCCUUUACUACGCAUUUGUGCGACUUUUGCAACGUUUGAUGCGCGACCGUCAGCCCUUUCAGCUUCGUGUUCCUCUCAUCGUUUGGAACUUUGUAUUGGCAAUAUUUAGUUUUGCGGGACUUGAUUUUCUUUACAACUUGACAAAACAUGGGCUGGUAUAUUCAAUUUGUCAUUCGUGUAAUCCGGACAGUGUGGCGGCCUUUUGGUUGAUUUUUAUGUUUAAAUUAAAAAAUUUCCUGACUAGGUCAUUGUUGUUCGCCUUCUCAAAAAUUGUUGAAUUUGGUGAUACUUUAUUCAUCGUGCUUCGAAAACGGAAACUCAUUGUUUAUAAAAUUUUUAAAAUAACAAUAAAUCAUUCAAAUUUUCAAGUUUCUUCAUUACUAUCACCAUGCUGCAGUAUUUGUUUACACUAUCCAUUCUGUUUCCUUGCCCACUCCGCUAUGUAUUCGUACUAUACAGCCAAGUCUUGUGGCAUAAAAGUUCCAAGACCUAUAGCUAUGGCGGUGACUAGCAUCCAAACAGCUCAAAUGUUCUUGGGAGUUGCUGUUUCCACAUUGGUUCUGAAACUGAAGCUUUUGGACGGGUAUAGAUGCCAGCAAAGCUGGGCCAACUUAAUAUUAGCAUUCGCUAUAUAUGCCAGUUUUGCUCUUCUGUUUGUACGCUUCUUCGUUGACGCGUAUUUGCAUCGCAACCGAAAGCAAAAAGAAAAAUAAUUCGAAACAGCUAUACUAAUCUUGUGCUGAUUUUUAAAAUGAACCGGAUAUCUGAUCAACACACUAAUUACAAAAAAAAAUUCUUCCUAUUUUUUAUCGAAAUUUUAUCAAUUUUAUUUUUCUUAUAUACACACCUAUAUAUUUAUUUUCAAUCCUGGGAAAAAAUUUUUCUGCCUGAGUACUUAAAAUCCAUCUCUUUUGUGUGCACAACUCGCAUUUCCUCAUCCAUUUGUGUGCCUUUUGCUCCCACUCUGUUUUCUUCCCGCUGCCUGGCCGAGAGCAUUUUGAUGGAGACAGCCGCGACGUUGGGAUGGGCCACCCAUUGAUUUUCCUUUGGCUUUUUCUUCUCCUCUUAUCCUUUGCUC